ACACGUUCACAUAGUAUAGCGCGCGCUCGACGGUUCGGUUGUGUGCGCUGCAUUACAGAUAUUUUUGUUUUGAUUUGAUAGCUCGCGCGCACGAAUCGAUCUCCGCAAAAAGAGAGAGAGAGUCGCGUAGAAGAGCAGUGUGUACUGCACAAGUGCGGAGGACGAUGCUCGAGAGGAUAUGAUAGCGCGAGAAUGAGGGGAGAGAUGGACCAGGAGCCCCAAGACAACGACGUCUACGGCCUCGUUCGCGGACUCUGCGAGAACCUCUUUCGCAGGCACCACCAGGCUGAAGAGCACCCGUAUUUACCCCAACAGGACAACGAGAAGCAUCUGAGGAGAUUCAAGGCCAAGGCCUACGAGAUCCUUCUCAACAAGUCUGGCCAGGACUAUGCAAAACACAGAGAGCCAUGCGACCCUAUCGUAGAGCUGCUGAAGCAUGCCUACGUUCUCAAGGUUGGAGUGGGACGUGUUUCGCAAGCAGCUGAGUUAGAAAAGUAUCUAGACGAGUUCAUAGACAGCCACUUGGAGCCGGACUCUGUGGUCUACCGAACCCUGCAGUUUCUCAAUUGCUUGAAGUCCGUCGAUUUUGAGGAUGAGACGUCUCUGGAUAUUUUUUACUAUGGAAGACCACAUCCCUCACUGCCUGAAAUGCUCUACGACGAAGGUGGAAUACCCCCUUUUCAAGUCUACCCUUGUGAGGCAUUCUAUUUGCCUAAGAAGUUUGAGACAAUGUUCAAACAGGAGCAAGGUGGGGUCAUUAGGUACAAUGCAGCUGAGCCUGGAAGUAAACUGGCUUUACUUAAUCGCUUCACAUCACCUAAUUCUCACGUACAAAAUACUAGGCACAAUUAUCACUUUGAUAUAAAAACGUCAAACAUAACACGGCGCACAACUGAACUACUCAAUGGAACAGAUGUAUCUCUGAGUUCGUAUUUUAUACCACAAAUAAAAGAUGUAGGUAGCUCAGAGGACCAGUUUCAAGUAUGCAAAGAAGGAAUCGUCACUGAGCCAGAAUCUCCCUGGCAGUGUCCAGAUCCUCUGCAGUGGUUUGCCGAGCAGAAUCGGGCGGCUGCAGAUAAGCCAACCGAAAUCUGCGAGAUAGAAGACAACGAUGCGGACGAGGAACUCGCAAAGCUGGACAAAGUAUGGGAGCAGAUGGACAAAUUCUCUUCUCUCUCGUCUCACCGAACCUGGGAAACCCUGGGCUCGUCGGACCCAUCGAAAGAGCCCCCUUUUGUCUCAGAGUCAGUGGAAGCCACGCUGCAUCUGGUGAACGUCGCGCAGAGCGACGUAUUUCCAGACCAAAUUGUACAAGUUUCCAGAGGCGAGUUUAUCAGCAACAUGAAGCUCUUGCUGCUGGGAGUCGAAUCUACGAUGUUCAUGUUCAACCCCGCGACCGGUUUCGAAUUGAAGAAAAAUCUGGCAGUCCGGGGCGUGAGCGCGCGGAGUCUCGAGAAUCUCAGCUACGAGGUGUGCCGCUGGGGCACUUGCUUCCGCAACCUCUCGGACCUCACUGUUCCCGAUUCUCGGUCCGGCAAACUUCGCGUCGAGGGACUGAUAUUCAAAGCGCUCUGCUCCAGCAUCAAGGAGUUCCUGCUCUUCUACCAUGCAGCCAUCCUGAAAGUUUCGCUGAACGACGCUUCUUCGGAUGCAGGUCUUUUGAGCUUCCUCAAUAAGGUGCGGCCUCUGGGUGGCCUCGUACUACGCGUGGCCGAACUCUGUCGCUGCGACAGUCAUCGCGCGAGUCCACUCGGUGAAGGCAUCGGGAUCCUCACGCACAUUUACAAGGAGGUGACUAAGGUGACGGAGCAGCGAGUCGCCCUGGUCUUCUACUCCAUUCUCCGGGAGUGUUGCGAGGUGUACUUCCGCUUUCUGCAGCACUGGAUCUUCGAGGGCGUCUGCGCGGAUAUCUACGAGGAGUUUAUGAUCCGGGUGCGGCCGCAGUACCUGCGCACACGGGGCCACCGUUUCUGGACGCGGGCGUUCAGCAUCAACCGGGCCUCGGUACCGGGCUUCUUGUCUCGACUCACCGACACGAUUCUCCAGUGCGGCAAGGCUGUGACGUUGCUGAAGAUCUGCGACCCUCAGAACCCUGUAUGUCGAGUCUCAGCAUCGAGCCAACCAAGAGUCAAGGUCUGUCUGAGCGUUGGCAUGUUGCGAGAGCAGGCGAGAUUUUACGAGGCGUACGAAGCCAGGGGCGAGCACGAGCAGGGCGAGGAGGUGUCACUGAGCUCAGCGAUUCGAGACGAGAAAGAGGCUGAGAGACGGCGUGCCGAGCUCGUCAUCGCCGCGCAGCAGGAUACCCUGCAGAGGCUGCGACGAGAACGCGAGGACGCACUGAGGAAGAUCAGCAAGGAAAAGAGCGACUUGCUGGAGCAGCUCAAAGGUCAGGCGGAGGAGGCCGCGCAGAGGCGAAUACGGGACCGAGACAAAGAGCUGAUGGAGGAUAAGCUGCUGCUGGAGGACGCGAUGAAGAUGGACGAGGAGGCCAAGAACGCCGAGAAAAUCGAGAGGGAAAGCACUAUUAAGUACUACGAAGAGUUGGCCGAGGAGGCAAAGAGGCAUCGCAUUCACGCUGACUGGAGGAUACGCAGGAUGAAGCUGUUCGACGAGCGGGUCGCCGCCAUAGCCAGCAUGAGACGGGAGUUCAUUAACACCCCCGAGGAACCUAAAGACUUUGUUGCGGCGGAGAAAGACGAGGUCGAUCCUGCCGAGGGCAUCGUGGUAUCCCAGCCGAGUUCGGACAAACCCGUAGCAGAGGAGGAAGUUCUCAGUGAGGAUGAGAAUAGCAACCCGACCUCCGUUAAGCUGGAUGAUCCGCCGGUGCAAAAGAACAAGGUUAAGAGCAUGGUUAAGAAGCUGAACGCCAUGAGCAAGGCUGAGGACCAGAAGAAUCAGAAUGUCGUAGAGCCAGCUCAGACGACUUCGAAGCCCGUGCGUCCGACGGUGCUAGAUAUAUCCAGUCCUCAUCGAAAGCUGUCUAUAGAGUUGACGGAUAAUCUGUCUGCAGCUCAACGCAACAAGCUUAAAGUGCUGCAGAGCGAGUUCGGCAUCAUCACGCCCAACAACAACGCGCCGGCCACGAUCCUCCGGGCCAUGGAGAACGAGGAGAGCAGGACAGAAUUGACGGAGACGCAAAUCAACAGGCUUAGGAACACGCAACACCUGACUAAUCUGAAUUGGGAAAACAUCGAGGGCAACGAGAAUCUGAAAAAGCACUUGGAGAGAGCAGAGAUACAAGAAGGCGACCAGACGGAGAUACAGCUGAACAGGCUGAGAAAUACUCAGCAUCUCACUCAUCUGAACUGGGAGAACAUCGAGAGCAUAGAGAACCUAAAAAAGCACCUGGAGAGUGGAGAGAUACAAGAAGGCGACCAGACAGAGAUACAGCUGAACAGACUGAGAAAUACGCAGCAUCUCACGCAUCUGAACUGGGAGAAAAUCGAGGACAACGACAAACUGAAGAAGCAGCUUGAGAGCGCAGAGGUACAGGAAGGUGACAAAACGGAGAUCCAGUUGAAUAGAUUGAGGAACACGCAGCAUCUCACGCAUCUUAACUGGGAGAACAUCGAAGAAAACGAGAAUCUGAAGAAGCAUCUCCUCGGUGAGAUACCAGAAGGCGAUAAGACAGAGAUUCAGCUGAACAGGCUGAGGAACACGCAACACUUGACGCACCUGAACUGGAACGACGUCGAGGGAAACGAGCAGAACAUCCAUCUCGCAAGUGAUGAUAAUACUCCACUGACGGACGCUGAGAUCAAUCGAAAUCGAGUGAUGUCCCACUUCUACAGUCGUAUGGACGAACUUGAAGAGCACAUCAGUCAGCCGAAGUCUGAGAACCUGACCGCUUGUCAAAAAAAUCGAAAUAGGAACAUGGCCCACAACACCGACCAGUUUGACUUCGAGAUCAACAGGUUCACCGAGCGCGAGCAACAGCAGCAUCAUCUGAAAGAAACACCGAUGUCGACCAAUACUGACCACUUUACUAUAUCCACGCACAGUGGAUCGGGACAGGUGCACAGCUGCGGGAACACGCCUUUUUCGGAAAUCACUAAUCAUAGCGACAUGUUAUUCGCGAGAUCGACGGACGGCAUGUCUACUGAUGACACGUCGCAACGUUCUCGCGGAUCUAGGUACUUCCAGGAAACACCAGCUUAUCCCGAGUUUAUAGGCCUCGGUUCCGCAGCCAACACUCCGUCGAUCGAGAAUCAACAGCAGCAACUCACAGUCGACGACGUCGAGAUGAUUGACAGCACCUCGCUUCAGGUCUACCUCGAGAAGUCAGUAAUUAUUCCGUUAAGGGUUCAGAGUCGCCUCGUCAACAACGCUAUUAUAAAGUAUUUGGUGAACGAGCACAAGAUGCUAUCGCAUCUGCACAGCCUGCGCAGCUACUUUUUUCUGCUGAACGGAGAGUUCGCUAAGACCCUGACACAGUCGCUCUUCAGGAGGCUCUACGAAGUCUCAUCACCGCUGGAGCUUUUCAACUCUUCAACGUUGAGCAAUUUUCUUGAGAAAGCUCUCGUUAGCUCGCUCAGUGGUAGUUACGCCAACUCCGAGUUACUCAGCCUUUCUGCUGUCGAUGUACCGACAUACUUGCAGACAUCAAAUCCAGAAAUUCUAAGCUGUCUCUCUCUAAACUACAAAAUAUCAUGGCCCCUAAACAUCGUGUUCAACGAUGUGGUGAUGCAGCAAUACAGCAGGGUCUUCAAGUUCUUGUUGAUGGUCGGUCGCGUACUCUGGGUUCUGCAAGAGGAUUUCCAGAUUCUAAAGAUCGAACGAAAGGCUGCUAUCACGGAAAAUCAUCACAAGCUUCAGCUUUACCGACACUCGAUGAUGCAAUUCAUGAACGCGCUACACACUUACUUGACCUGCAGUGUACUGCACGCUAGUUGGUCUGAGUUCGAGAGGGAGCUCGAAAGCGCGACUACACUUGAUGAGGUCUACGAGACGCACGUCAGUUACAUAAAGAAGAUUUUAUCGAGGUGCAUGCUGAAUAUCCGAGGCGAAAAAAUGCGCACCUGCCUUUGCAACAUAUUCAUGGUAGUGUUGAAAUUUCACAACCGCAUCCGCGCGCAGGAUUGGAGCGGCGCACAGCCGUCAUCUACCGGACCGAACUACGAGAACCUUGAGAAGAUGUACGUUACCUUCUGUGAACAGAGGACCUAUCUCGCCCACGUGGCCGAGAAACUCGCCAACAGCGGCUACCAACCCCACCUCAUGCAGUUCCUGCACGCGCUCAACAUCAAUCAUCGCUACGACCUCGCUUCCAAGAAAUAGAGCGUCGCGUUUAUUUUUGUUGCUUCGAAUGGGAAACAGACACUGCGUAAAAAAUAGCUCGUUUAAGAUAUUUUUAUCUAAUUACAUACAUCUUAUUGAAAUUUCAUGAUUCAAAUUCGCAAGCAAAUCUGCACGAUCACCUGCAGUAGAACCUUAAAAUUAAUAAAAGGUUACUUUAUUAAUAGAUUUUGCUAUAGAUCAUGUCUGUUUCCUAUCGAGUAUUUUUUUACCGUUACUAGAGUUCCUGUACUGAGUACGUGAAAGAAGGCCUGAUAAUACUCCGAAGUCGUUAUUUGGUGCUUUAGUGACGCACGAAUGAUUGAAUUUCCGAUGAGUAUAGACGUUAUUUAUUUGUCGGUGCGUACUUUCCAAUAUAGAUUGUACACUAACAGAUCCAGUAUUUUUCGCAUCACCCGAAAUUUGAAGGGUGUAUAGAUUUCACUGUAAAUAUGUAUAAUUUAGCUUAAUUAAAAAGAGAAAAUUGUUCCGCGAACGCGGAGGGUUUUUUCGUCCACGCUGCAUGCGAUGCAUGCCGUUAGCAAGAUCUGAUUUAAAAAAUGCGAGUCAUAGGCUUAGGCGCACGAAGUGUGAUUAGACGAAAUUUCGAGGCUCGCAAUUUUUUAUCACGUCUCUUUGGAAAAGAGCACAAAGGUUCUAGCUUGUUUCAGUUUCGCUUGAAUCAUUAGUUAAGAAUUCGUUACUGUUAUAGUCAUGAGUCGCAUUAAAUGUACGAACUAUGUUGCCAGCUUUAAAUUCUGUAUAUUGCUUUUGUCAAGCGAUCGCCAACCGGUGCGUAAUAUUUGUAAAAUUACGUUAUUAAUCCUUUUUUACGCGAAUCACAAUGUAUAGUUCUCAAUAUUAAUUUAUAGAGUUAAUCGACCCGCUAACUUGGAUUAUCAACCUCUAUGAGGGGAGGUUAUUCCGUGCUAUUGAUCAUUAUCAUCAUUUAUUUAAUUUCAGCCAUACGAUCAUAUGCUUCGUCGUCUACAAGUGUCCUUUCCACAGUUGCCAUAUUCGAAUUUAUUAUUUAUACAGCAUCAAAUCACAUGAAAUAAAUACUUUCGCUAUA
Molecule: messenger RNA, 6346 nt
Organism: Nasonia vitripennis (jewel wasp)
Lineage: Eukaryota; Metazoa; Arthropoda; Insecta; Hymenoptera; Pteromalidae
Gene: Grip163
Product: gamma-tubulin complex component 6
Exons: 10
Coding region: 193-5277 (1694 amino acids)
Biological process (GO): mitotic cell cycle; meiotic cell cycle; spindle assembly
Cellular component (GO): equatorial microtubule organizing center; centrosome; spindle pole
Molecular function (GO): microtubule minus-end binding; gamma-tubulin binding
Source: RefSeq, a predicted model, not a curated record